GUAACCCACCCAGCAGCAGAGGAGGAGAAGUGAGGUCAGCGGCUCAACGUGAUGCACGCAGGGACCGGGCCUGUGCGCAGCUGCUGGCCGGAGGAGGUGCGCUGCUGCCCGGGCUUCGAGCUGCUGCCGUGACGGGUGUUGCCCGUGAAUGAGAGAAACUCGCAGACCUCCUCAGAUCGACUCGCCCCCAGGCCCGACGUCCUCUGCACGGGUCACAAAGAACUUCAGCCCGGAGGAGAAGAUCAUGUUGGCUGACCCGGCCUCGGCUCACACUGAUGUCAACACAGUUUCACGGCUCAAAUUGACUUUGGCUACCUAUUGAGGUUUUUUGAAUUUCUGGAUAUAUUCAAGUGACACUCGGGUGGAGCGAUAGUAGUUGUCUUGCUCGGCUUAUUCAUGCCCGUCAUGAGUGUGCCAGCUCAGCAGAAACCCAGCGCCAAACGGACGGGCAAACGCAUCACGUUUUUCAACGAACAAAGCGUAGCGAUGAAGGAGGCGUCCCAGCACCCUGAAGGGUCCUACUACGUCCCGGGGGCCGCCGCCUCCGACCCCGGACAGAGCGAGGCCGCCAGUACCGUGACCUCCAAUCCGGAGGGCCCUCACAUGUUCCUCAACUCCGUCAUCUUCAGCCCGGACAAAGGCGACCAGAGCCGGGGUCACUAUCAGCAGACGGUUCCGAUGAAGUGGGCCCACCAGGAGCCCAAUCAGCAGCAGCCGUCCCUGUCCCAGCAGCAGAGGGCCGCCUCCUGGAACCCCAUCAGCAACUGGGGUCAGAACUUUUCAAAUUACAUGGGAGGAGUUAACGUGACGGACUCAAGGACUCAGAAUGCGUUCGCAAAGUCGAUGCACGAGACGUCGGGCAUGCAGCCGCAUCCGCAGCCCGCUAACAGAGCUGCAGACAAGCAGCCUCUAGGGGCGCCAGACGCCUACAGGGAGGCAGUCAAGGUCCAGGGCAUGGAGUGGGAGCAGCAGCAGCAGCAGCAGCAGGCCCAGGCCUUUCAGGAAUCCUUAAAACCCGGAGCACUGAACACCCAGCAGUCCCACCAAGGAGGCAGCUCGGUCCUGCAGCCCUUCCAGUUGGCCUUCGGUCAGCCCAAGCAGCACCUGCCAGCGUACUACCAGUCCUUCCAGGGCAACAGGACCACCCUACCCAACCCGCCCAACUACCCCACGCAGGCUAAACCCCCCCACCAGCUACAGCAGCUGCAGAAGCAGGAGCAGAUCCAGCGGCAGCAGCAUCACAUCAUCCAGCAACAGAUUCAGCAGCAGCAGCAGCAGCAGCAGCACCAACAUCAAAUGCAGCAGCAACAAAUCAUUCAGCAUCAACAGCACGUGCAGCAGCAUCUACAGCAGCAGCAGCAGCUACAGCACGAGCAGCAGCAGCAACAAAAGAUACAGCAGCAGCAGCAAAUGCAACAACAGCAACAGCAGCUGCAUAUUCAGCAGCAAAUGCAACAUCAGCAGUUGCAACAACAAAACCCUCAUGUGCUUGACUAUUAUUCCGCCGCUCGAAAUGCACACCCGCAGCCCCAUCCCCAGCCUGCGGUGGUGCACUCCCAGGAGUCCUCUGCUCCCGCUGCCCCAAAGACCCAGGAGCCGGCCAUCCAGGACAUCACCCCCGACCCCCAGCAGUCCCCGGACCCCCUGCAGCCCCCUCUCCCCUCCGCGCCCCCGUCCCAGCCCCAGCCCCAGACACAGACUCAAUCCCAAACGCAGCUUCGGAGAUCGCGGCGGCUCUCCAAGGAAGGAGGAGCGCCGUCCGACAACCCUUUCCUCUCGACCUCCGCGGACCAGGCGGCCACGGGGGUGCAGGUCUCUCAGAACGGCGCCCGGGACGUCCAGGCCGCGCCGACGGGCGUCAUCCAGAGCACACGCAGGAAACGCAGGGUGUCCCAGGAGGUCAACCUGGAGACGCUGGCUCAGAAGGCCUCAGAAAUGGAGUCGCUACCACCACAUGUUCUCAAGGACGCCCACCGGCCGUGGAGUCCCGGCGCCUCGGAGGGUCUGCACGCCAAGCGGCAGCGAGACGACAACCUGCUGCCGCUCGUCAUCCCCGUGUCGGUGCCGGUGCGGCGGCAGGAGCCCCCGUCCCCGGACCGAGAGGAAGCGGCCCUGGCGUCAGGCUGGCCCCCCCGGCCGUCCCACCCCCAGGACCUGGGCCGGGCGGACCACCAGCCCUCGGUCAUCGUCACGCGGAGACGCUCGCUCAGGAACUCCUUGUCAGAGAGCACCGAGCAGAAUGGCGGCACAGAGGAGAAAGAGGACGACGGCAAAAAGUCCAAACGGCGCCCGCGGCCCGAGCCCCUCUUCAUCCCCCCCCCGAAACCGGGCUUCUUCAUCGCUCCGACCCCCUACGCCAGCAUCACACCGUACCAGAGCCACCUGCGCUCGCCCGUGCGGCUGGCCGACAACCCGCUCACCAUGCCGCCGUACACGCCGCCGCCGAUCCUCAGCCCGGUCCGCGAGGGCUCGGGUCUCUACUUCUCCACCUUCCUGUCCCAGGCUGCAGCCGGCAGCCAGGGCCUGCCGCCGCCGGUCACGCCCAAGUCGGCCACACGCAGCCUGCUACGUUCCAACAGCUGCGACAUCACACCCCCGGUCCUGUCUGCGAUGUGCGAGGUCACUCCAGUCAGCAUCGAGCCACGGAUAAAUAUCGGGUCUCGGUACCAGGCGGAGGUGCCGGAGCUGAGGCAGCGGUCGGUCGUCGAGCUCGAUCCACAUCGAGCCGAUCUGGUCUGGUCUCCGUUGAACGUGCUGCAGGAAAAACCCGACUUCCAUCAGAAAGUGGAAGAUCUCAUGCACCUGGCCUGCUCCAGUGUUCUGUGUGGAGGAGGCACCAACCAGGAGCUGGCUCACCAUUGUCUGUACGAGUGCAAAGGCGACAUAAUGGCUGCUCUGUCGCUCCUGAUGCUGAGGAAUCCAAUUUUCCCCAAGUCUCAUCGUCUGUCAGACUUCCACUACUCAGGAUCCGACAGCUGGACGGCAGCUGAGAGACGCCAGUUCAACAAAGGCAUCAGCGCGUACAAGAAGGAUUUCUUCAUGGUGCAGAAACAGGUGACCACGAAGACAGUAGCACAGUGUGUGGAGUUUUACUACACGUACAAGAAACACGUGAAGAUCGGCCGCGGAGGGACGCUGAUGUACGGGGAGGCGGAGCCUGUGGACAGCAGGAGCACGGAGGAGGAGACGGACCAGAAGGUCUCUCAGCGGCUGGAGCCCCAGCGGGAGGAGGACAGCAGGAAGUGGGAAGGGUCAGCUGACAGGAAACAGGAUGUGGCCUCCACCAGAGUGUCGCAGCCGCUGAAGCCCACCGAGAAACCCGGGAGCGUCCUGAUCAUGAAAGGCCAGGAGGACGCCGGGAGGGAGAAACCGCCGCCGUCCCGGGUCGUCGCCCCCCCUCCUCAUCCGCCCGCUGCACCCCCCGCCUCCAAGCCGCGGAACGAGGACAGCGCACGCCGGUCGAGCCCUGCGGCGCCCAACAAAGUGGCCGCGGCGGCGCCGGAGGGAGAGUUCCCCUGCAAGAAGUGUGGCAGGAUCUUCUUCAAGGUGAAGAGCCGCAGCGCCCACAUGAAGAGCCACGCCGAGCAGGAGAAGAAGGCGGCGGCUCUGCGGCAGAAAGAGGCCGACGAGCGAGCGGCGGCGAAGGCGGCGGCCGACGCGGCGGCGAAGGCCCUGGCGUCCCGGCAGCACAACGGGACCCGGCAGGUGGGCGGGGACAGCACCAACGACGACUCGUCGGACAGGGACGACGAGGACGACGAGGACUGGCAGUGAGAGGGAGGCCACGCCCACUCUGACUGUUGAUUGGCUGGUUCUCUCCUGUGGACAGAUCGCAGAACAAGACGACUUCCGUUGCACAUUCAGGGACAGAUUCCCUCCCGCGUGACUGAGUGUGAGUGUGUGGAGUGAGAGAGUGAAUGUGAGAGUGUG
Molecule: messenger RNA, 3930 nt
Organism: Limanda limanda (common dab)
Lineage: Eukaryota; Metazoa; Chordata; Actinopteri; Pleuronectiformes; Pleuronectidae
Gene: mideasb
Product: mitotic deacetylase associated SANT domain protein b
Exons: 13
Coding region: 397-3774 (1125 amino acids)
Biological process (GO): negative regulation of DNA-templated transcription; regulation of transcription by RNA polymerase II
Cellular component (GO): transcription regulator complex; histone deacetylase complex
Molecular function (GO): transcription corepressor activity
Source: RefSeq, a predicted model, not a curated record